Molecule: messenger RNA, 2983 nt
Organism: Hymenoscyphus albidus
Lineage: Eukaryota; Fungi; Ascomycota; Leotiomycetes; Helotiales; Helotiaceae
Source: the annotation of a GenBank genome assembly
UGGAAAUAAAAGCUAUUAGGACCAAGACAUCUGCGAGAAGAACAUGUAUGUGAUGUUCUCUCUCAUCCACAAGGUCUUAGAAAAAGCCGGAGCUACUGUAGUUAUAAGGUAUAUCAUUGGUGUGAUGGCCUUACAGAACCUUGAGUCAGAAAUGACAUUUUGGAGAAAAGUUUGUAUGAUCGUAAUUCAAAAGUUUGCCGGCAUGAGAUGACAUUGUCGGAGGCCUUGGUAAUUCCCAGAGAUUGGAGGACAAAUGUCAUGUUGAAACAUUGUUUCUACCUCGAAGAAGAACUCAACGAAUUUUUCCAGAUUUGCUUUGAAGAGACUCCGGGACCUCAAUAGUGAACCUGUGGCUCGUCGUCUCUGCUGACAAAAAUCCUCCUCCUGGACCUGAAAAUUCAGGAUUGCAUCCAUCUUUACCGGUAGCCUCGUUCUGGUGAUCUUGGUAAUAUGAGACCACCUUUCAGAUCCCCAGCUUGAGAAGAACACUUCCACGUCAUCAUCUUGAUGUUGGAAAUCCAACUUGCACUUGCAAACACUGACUCAGGAAGACCCUUCCAACUUCCAUCUUCCAAUACCAAAUAUGGCAGACCCAGUAGGCUGUGAAAAUCCACAAAAUGAUUCAUCGAAUACAAGUCUAGAUCAUGGAAGAAGUGGAAACGUCCUCCUCACUCAAGAGCUUUCCAAAGCCUUCGGAUAGUCUCGAGCUUCGCUACGGAGGUACUAACACAUCAAAACAAACACAUCUCGUCGGAUAAUACCACCAUCUUCAAGUACUGAAGCGAAGGAAACAAGAUUGUGGGGAAUUUUGUGCCAAAACUCGAAACAUCCGAUGUCAACAUGUUAUUUUCAGAGUGUGAGAAGGUGCGUGUUUCAUGUCCGUGGAGUCGUGGAAACAAGGGUCUACCCCGAAUAGUAGAACCGGGUUGCUCAGACAAGGCGGGAAGGCGUAGAUCCUCAUUGACGCUGCCGAGAAAGUGGUGUGUUGAGGAUAAAGUGAAUCUCAGGAGUGGGACUGCAUCGAGAAGGAUUAGAGUUGGUACCUGAAUUGAGAGUUGCGUACCGUAGCUUUCGGAUUGUGUCUUAGAGAAAGCUUCGCAGAAAGUGGGAUGGUGGCGGAGGGGUAUCUGUCCUCGUACACUGGAACCGUACGUACCACCGUUUUUGAAUAUUUUGGACAGAAAUGUGGAGAAGAAGAGAUCUAGAUUGUUGGAAUCUGACCGGAGCUUUCUUCGUACAGUACAAUAUUGUCUCCAGUAGUAUCGUUGCCGCUGGCCCCAAUCAGUUCACUUCUACAAAGCCGUUCCGAGCCAGCAAGUCGUAAGUUUCGACGACGCUGAUACACGAAACACGCAGCCCGCUCGGUGGGAUUUUAAUGCUGCUUCCAACGUUGCAACAUUUGCUCCAGGGAACAAUGCUAGUGUAGAAGCUUUCAUCGGCCAUGGACUGGUGAGCUUUGAGUUACUUCGUAAGAGAGCGCACCGCGGAGUGCCUUGGUCUCCUUGUUUUCUCCUGGGGUAACAGAUAAUGGAUUGGUGGGCCAGUGGGCAGAUGGAUGCAUGAAUGGAGCGAGAAGCAAUGUUGGUGUCCAGGUCUAGAAUGCUGAUUGCCGAGUAGCAAGAGCAAGGAAGAAGCCAAAGGACCGACUUCUUAGAUUUCCUAGAGUUGGACCUGUUGCGGAAGCGGUUUGAUUCGUGGCUUUUUUGGAAUUGCUCUGCCAAUUGUAACUCUCCAGCUACAGUAUCAUACUUCGUAGCAGUUCCAAGUGAAAUGUUUGAGCAGGUCUGGCUGCGGCGUCGGAUGAUUCGUGCAGUUGUGCUCGUCUAACCUGCCCUGAGCCUGGUAGCGCUCUAGGUGCAUUGAAUGAAACUCAGUCCUCCGCCUCGAUUUGGAUCCAACAGAGCUGGGCUGGGACCUUCUCUGCAUUCCACACCUUCGGAAACAGGAAGCUGGUUACUUAUUGCGAGCGCUUAUCCGCGUUCGAAGGUCCUUUUCUUUGUUCUUUGUUAUCGACAAUCUACUAUCUACAGUAUUUUCUACCCCGCCAACAACCACACAAAAACAUCUUCGACACUCAUAUAAAAAAGCUGCUAGCUCGGCGCUACCUCAUACACACCUCUAGAGAUAUAUAUUUACGCUCGCCAAAAUGACUUGCUACUGCGCAAACUAUUAUGUAUGUCCCUCAAGUGAGAAACGUUUGUUUAUACCACAUUUCUAAUCGUUGGUUAGGGCUCGAUAAACUGCCACAACACUGUCUCGAAGUUUGGUGAUAGAUGCGCUCACUGCCUGGUAUGUUCCGCAUCAAAUCUGUUGCCAAUUCAACGAAGCCCAAAUACUGAUUAAAACAGUCCACACAAGGAGGCUCCAAUUCAUAUUCUUACUCAAAUGGAACCUCGCAAGGACCAACAGAGCAUUGGGUCGAAAAGGUCAACCAAGAGAAAAUGAGACGAGAUGAAGAGCGAUCAAGACGAGAGAGGUUGAUCAGGACAACGUCGGGGGGAAUCUCGUGAUAUUACGAUGACAUGAAAAUGGAAGAUUCGUAGGUGAGAGUAGCUGGAUGGGGAAAUUUUGAAUUCAGGAAAAAAAAGGCGUCUUGGGAAGGAAAGUGGCACAGGAAUACCAGAUUGGGAAAACCCCCAGAAGAUCUAUACAUUUAUAGAAAAACAUAGGCCGGACGAGACACUCCAAAAAUAUGGCUGGGCCAUCAACAUAAUUUGAAAAAGUAUAAACAGCUGCGUUGUCGUUGUCAAAUUUUGAUGGAAUGCCGCAUGACGUUUCCUCCCAGUGGACAACACCGGAGCUUGUCAAUCAUAACUCGUAACAAUAUGCCAAUCUAUAUCCCAUGUCCUCACCACAAUUUUGAUACACCUUUCCCCACACCUUUCCAAUAACGCCAGAACUACCGUUCCUGUACCCAACCCAUCAUCAUAAGUCCGUGAUAUCCCUCAAUUCUUAUACAAAGUCUUCGCGCGGUCACCAUUUU